AUGGCGCGGCAUUGUGGGGUGAUGGCGGCGCCCCUGGCGCGCCGGGCGGCGGACGGCGCUCGGCGGGUUUGUAGCGCUGCCGCGCAGCGCCCGUGGAAGCUUUUUGGGGCGAUGUGCUUGUUGAGGCUUCCCAGAAUUACGCAGCCGCUGGAAAAGGAGGAGGAAGAGGUGGCGGCGCUCAUGGAGCAGAUAGAGCUGGAGAAGAGCCACUAUUCGGAUCAUGAAAUCCGUAAGCUGGAGGAGGAGGAGCAGCUCAGGAGGAAGAAAGAAAGCUUGUAUGAUGAGGAUGAAGCACGUGGCAAGACAGUCAUCAUGGCUCAGGACCUGGAGGAGAAGUGGGAACAGAAGUUCCUGCAUUUCAAAGCUGCCCCACGGAUAACAGAGGCUGAUAAAAGCAACGAUAGAAAAUCGUUGAGCAGGAAGCUGGACAGCAACCUGAUGCUUCUGGUGAAACAGAAAAUUGGUAACCAGGAUCUGUGGCUCCUGCCUCAAGUGGAGUGGCAGCCUGGAGAGACACUACGGAGCACAGCUGAGCGAGCCAUGGCUAUGUUUUUGGGAGAUCAUGUUCAAGCCAAAGUCCUGGGGAAUGCACCGUAUGGAAUUUACAAGUAUAAAUUCCCCAGGGCCAUCAGAACUGAGAAUAACGUGGGAGCCAAAGUCUUCUUCUUCAAAGCCUACCUCCAAAGCAGUGAUGUUCCCCAGACAGAGCUGAAGGCAGAUUACCUGUGGGUCACAAAGAAGGAGCUGGGAGAUUACCUGAAGUUGGAAUACCUGAAAAAAGUCAAUCGAUUCCUCCUGGACUUGUAAACAAUGGCCUGUGCUCCAGCAGACGGGGAGGAUUUGGAUGUGGCUGCAGGGAGGAGCAUGCCUGCUGCUUUGCAUGGUCUGUGUGUAUGGGAUGUUCACUUGGCAAAUUAUUCUCCAGAGCCCUUUGCCUUAUUUCCCAGUUCUCUUCACUGGC
Messenger RNA from Cinclus cinclus, 961 nucleotides. RefSeq names its product mitochondrial ribosomal protein L46 (gene MRPL46). The coding region runs from base 1 to 807 and encodes 268 amino acids. Lineage: Eukaryota; Metazoa; Chordata; Aves; Passeriformes; Cinclidae. The transcript has 4 exons. Gene Ontology annotation, molecular function: structural constituent of ribosome. Gene Ontology annotation, cellular component: mitochondrial large ribosomal subunit. The record is from RefSeq and is a predicted model, not a curated record.